Molecule: messenger RNA, 1767 nt
Organism: Dichotomopilus funicola
Lineage: Eukaryota; Fungi; Ascomycota; Sordariomycetes; Sordariales; Chaetomiaceae
Exons: 6
Coding region: 1-1767 (588 amino acids)
Biological process (GO): DNA-templated transcription; regulation of DNA-templated transcription
Molecular function (GO): zinc ion binding; DNA-binding transcription factor activity, RNA polymerase II-specific; DNA binding
Source: RefSeq, a predicted model, not a curated record
AUGAGGAAAAGGGCCUGCGACUCGUGCUAUCAACGCAAGAUUCAAUGCGAUGCUGCCAGUCCCCGAUGUGACUGGUGCAGGCACCAUGACCUGCCCUGCACCUUCAACCGCCCCAUUUCUACUCGCAGGCGGGGCAAAGCCAAAAAGUGCGUUGUCGCUAACGGCCGCGUCAGGUCUCUCCUUGCAGAGCGGGCUCAAGCUGCCACCGACGCUUCUACGCGGCCGAUGCUUGUUUUCGACAACAUACCUUCACCGCUGCCGGACCAACCAAUCAACUGGGCGGCCCCAUUCACCCCUUCCUCUGCGGCCGACACCACCAGCACCACGACGUAUGGUACGCCCGACACCAGCAGCCUAGUGACUUCGCCCAGCUAUCAGCUGUCGGACCACUUCGUGGACUCCCCUAUCCGGGCCGAGUCCCCAGCGGCCGCACAGGGCCCCGUUUUCGGAAAGCUUCACUUUGCCGGCCGUCACCUUGGUGACAUCAGUACCCAUAACGGCAUUCCGUUUCUCUCUGCUGAAGGUCAAAAAUGGGUAGCAACCCGCACCGGCGACAACUCUCCAUUCCAAGCCUUGGCCGGACCACCGUCGGCUCGGGCUCGACACGCUCUUCACCCGGCAUUUUUCUGCGCCAGUACCGCGCAUCUGUCUGGGCGCAUGGAACUACCGGAACGCCAUGUUGUGGAAGAAUGCCUCGAGAUGUUUGCCAAUAAUCCUUUCAAGCGCAUCUGGCCGGCUAUCGAUGCAGAGCUGUUCCGCCAGACCAUCCACGUGGCCUACAACGAGCAGGUCGGUCGGUGUUCACUUGAGUCCGUGGCCGCUCGGGCAUGCAUCUUUGGCUUCCUUGCACUCUUGGCACUCCAUCACAUGUACCCCAAGUCCAUGCCCUCCCUUGAUAGUGAGGAGUGUGCUGUGCAAGCGCAGUACUUGCUACCCCAGUCCCUCUACCACUUCCUACUUGGUCAACUGCAGAAGGCGGCCGUGUUCCACUCGGUCGCCUGCCGCAUGAUGUUCACGCUGGGCGCCAAUACCAUCGUUGUCCCGCAGCUGACGUCGCUUGCCGACAACACCUGGCGCGUCAAGAAUCAACUGCGCAAACUUUUCUGGAUGAUCUACUGCAAUGACAAGGAGAUCUCCCUGCGCACCGGCCAGCCCCCGUCUAUCAAUGACGAUGACUGCGAUUUGACCCUGCCGCAGGCCUACAUAGACUUCAAGUAUGUCGAUGACAUGCCCGAGUUCGAGCACCUACUUCUGGACGACACUGCAGUACCCCUGCUUCCGGGUGACAUUCGCCUGGAUAUGAUCAAGUCCAAGACGUACACCAUGCUGUACUCGGCCCGUGCCAUGCGCAAAACAGAUGCUGAACUCCUCCGCGACAUUCGUCAGCUUGAUGACGAAUUAGAAGCAUGGAGACUGUCGGUACCCCCUGGCUUCCGUCCGUCGUUGACGAUGCGUGAAGAACAAACACCCGAACUAUCGGAGCCACGCAAGAUGGAGCGGAUCAUGAUCCAUGUCGAGAUGGCCGUGUUUUACCCCAUUUCCGCCAUCUGGACUAUCUUCUGUAACAUCAUGCACAACCCGUUGCAUCCCCUUGCCGAUGUCGACCUUGAGCUGCUCAAUGCCGCGCCACUCCUGAUUAAGGAGAUGCGUCUCCGGCGGCUGGCCAGGGAUGAGAUGACGCAUAUGAAGAUGGUUGACGACUUCGCGGCGGAGUUGGCGCGGUUGGCGAACCGCGCGGUGUUGAAGGCGAGGCAGGAGAGCAUGUGA